Drosophila grimshawi is the source of this 1531-nucleotide messenger RNA. RefSeq names its product protein N-terminal asparagine amidohydrolase (gene Ntan1). Gene Ontology annotation, cellular component: nucleus. The coding region runs from base 472 to 1404 and encodes 310 amino acids. Lineage: Eukaryota; Metazoa; Arthropoda; Insecta; Diptera; Drosophilidae. The record is from RefSeq and is a predicted model, not a curated record. Gene Ontology annotation, biological process: ubiquitin-dependent protein catabolic process. The transcript is spliced from 7 exons. Gene Ontology annotation, molecular function: protein-N-terminal asparagine amidohydrolase activity.
GAGCCGAACGUUGAGCGCGAAUCGCGGAUUGCAUUUGCUUGCUUGCUGCAUUAAUUGUUGUCGUUGUUGUUUAUUUGUUAAUGUCUUGCUUCUGCUGCUGGCUGCUAGCUGCUGCCUGACAAAUCCCAUUACCCAUAAAUAUCAGAGUGCGUCACUGUGCAUGCGAAAAAUUAAAUAGCCGACGGCUCUCAAGUGAAAUUUGUGUGCGAUUCAGAAAAACAAAAAAAAUACGAGAAGAAACUAAAAGCAGAUGUCGCUAAAUAACACAAAAUAUAUAAUUUAAAGUGCCCGAAAGCUGAACGAGAAUUGAACCUGGGUGCUGCUGCUGCUGCUGCUACUCGUCUUAAGGGGCAACAACAACAACAAAUACAACUGGACGUAAUUGAAAUCGAAGGAGGAGGCAAGCGUUUGCGUAACUAGACCAGACCCAGAGCCCAAGUCCGACCCGACCCGACUCGACUCGACCACAGGAUGGUUCUAGUGCUGAAUGGUGUGCUGCAGGACGAUUGUCCGAUGGACACAAACACCCUGUUCCUGCAGCAUCCCGUCUACAGAGAUUACGCACAGCAGCUGCAUUCCAUUCAGGCGAAAAGUGUUGGACCCGUUGGACUGCUGUAUGUGGGACAGCGGGAGUUGGCCGCUGCUGCGCCUCAUGACAAGAACAUCAACAUCAUUGGUGCAGACGAUGCCACCACCUGUAUUAUAAUUGUUGUCCGCCACUCGGGAUCGGGCGCAGUGGCUCUGGCGCACUUCGAUGGCAGCGGCGUCGAUGAGGCCGUCUGCACAAUGGUGUCGCGUGUCCAGGAAUUAGCACUUGGCUAUCCCGAAGGACGCAUUGAAUUGCAGCUCAUUGGCGGCUAUCGGGACUCGCAGGGCUAUGGUGAGGAUGUUUUCUACAGCAUUAUGCAAUCAUUCCACAAGCAUCAUCUCGAGAUUGAUUUGACGCAGGCCUGCGUCGGCGAGCUGAACACAAUGCUGCGCGGCGAGAUCAAUUGCCCCAUCAUUUAUGGUGUCGGUGUCAAUAUCAAAACUGGCGAGAUCUUUCCAGCCUCGUUUCCGGACAGGGGACCCGAUCGACAGUUGCGUGACGCGCGCAUCUUUAUGGGCGCCCAAUCGGUGUUGGACGUUUAUGAUUCGACGCUGGGCAUGCUGCGCAUUGGACCGUUCAACUAUGAUCCGUUGCGAGGUGCGGACUUGUGGCUGUCACAGACAGAUGAGUUUCUGCUGCAACAUUUGUCCUCCAGUCCCGAUGUGGAGCCGCCGCAUUUUGCGCCCCAUAUGCGUGCCACAAUUAGAUUCAUACAGGAGAACCAGUUUCCCGCUGUCACCGUCUUCAGGGAUAAUCGGCCCCGUUAUUAUAGACGCGACGAUGCCACGGGCUGCUGGGUUUCGAUUCUAGAUUGAGUUCGGAUAUAUUAUAUACAGAACAACUUUGGAAUGCGCCUUAUUAAUGGAUCUGAAAGUAAAACAAUUUACUAUUACGAUGUAUGCAUAUAUGUAUUUAUACUUGUAUGCAAUUCUAAUUAAAACA